Messenger RNA from Colletotrichum acutatum, 363 nucleotides. RefSeq lists its product as uncharacterized. Lineage: Eukaryota; Fungi; Ascomycota; Sordariomycetes; Glomerellales; Glomerellaceae. The coding region runs from base 1 to 363 and encodes 120 amino acids. The record is from RefSeq and is a predicted model, not a curated record. The transcript has 2 exons.
AUGUCUCUUUCCUCUCAUCUGCGGGCCCUCGCGUCAUCCUUAGGGUGGAGGGUCUUCACUCCCUCAUCCUCUGACGGACGUUACGCUGUCUCGAUUGUUGUACUUCGCACAGAGAAGCGCAUCGGCGCACCAAACCUUCUAUGCCUUCUCGAAGCACCCCUUCGGCGGCACAUCGAUGCAGCAGCAGCGCAUUGGAAGGGUUUCUCACGCCAGCCACUGCCAACUACAUCGACGUGCACUCCCAGUGGAAUGCACCCCUUCCCCUCCACCGGUGCAAGCACGGGCUCUGUCACCGCAGCUCGGACUGUCUUUUGGCUCUGCGCCGCCACCAUAACCGCAUCAAGGGGAAGUGUCGCCGCGUAG